ACGCGCUGCCGCUUUCGUUUGCCAUUAUUAUACGGGCGGCCAUUUUAAAAUUUCGUAUAUUUUUUUACGUUUUUUAGGCGUUUUUAGUUUGUUUAACGAUAAUCUGCCAUAAUUCGGCGCCUCUGCUAUGGCAGAAGGUAAUGGUGAAGUCCCAGACGAACCAAUGAAGAUUGAAGAUACAGAAAGAACUGCAGAUUAUCAAAAGUUAAUAGAAUAUGGCCUUGAUGAAAAGGUGGCGUCUAAACUGGACGACAUCUACAAGACCGGCAAGCUAGCCCACGUAGACCUGGACGAGCGCGCCCUAGAUGCCCUUAAAGAAUUCCCUGUCGAGGGCGCGCUCAACGUGCUCGGCCAGUUCCUCGAUUCCAACCUGGAGCACGUCUCCAACAAGUCGGCGUAUUUAUGUGGCGUCAUGAAAACAUAUAGACAAAAAAGCAGAGCUGGUUCGAGUCAGGGCUCGACAGCAGCCGCGCCAGUUCCCGCCAAAGGCCCCGACGAGGAAAAAAUAAAAGAAAUAUUAGAUAGGACUGGAUAUACUUUAGAUGUUACAACAGGACAAAGAAAAUAUGGCGGUCCCCCGCCUGGCUGGGACGGUAACACGCCGGGUUCCGGUUGCGAGGUAUUUUGCGGCAAAAUUCCAAAAGACUUAUACGAAGACGAACUGAUUCCUUUAUUUGAACAAUGCGGAACGAUAUGGGACCUCCGGCUUAUGAUGGAUCCGAUGACGGGGACGAAUCGGGGAUACGCUUUUGUCACAUUUUCGACACGAGAUGCCGCUCAAGUCGCUGUACAGAAGUUGGACAAUUACGAAAUCAAACCCGGCAAGACGUUGAAAAUUAACAUAAGCGUGCCGAAUCUGAGGCUUUUUGUCGGCAACAUACCGAAAUCUAAAGGCAAAGAGGAGAUUCUGGAGGAGUUUGGUAAAUUGACAGCUGGCCUUUUAGAAGUCAUAAUCUACAGUUCACCGGACGACAAAAAGAAAAAUAGGGGUUUCUGCUUUCUCGAGUACGAAUCACACAAGGCUGCAUCUCUAGCAAAACGAAGAUUAGGAACUGGUAGGAUAAAAGUUUGGGGUUGUGAUAUAAUCGUCGACUGGGCGGACCCUCAAGAAGAACCCGACGAACAGACAAUGUCCAAAGUCAAAGUGCUCUACGUCCGAAACCUGACCCAAGAUAUUAGCGAAGAUAAAUUGAAGGAAUCGUUUGAGGCGUUUGGUAAAGUCGAACGCGUCAAGAAAAUCAAGGACUACGCUUUCAUCCAUUUUGAAGAUAGGGAUAACGCAAUUAAGGCAAUGGAAGAAUUAGAUGGAAAAGAAAUGUGCGGUUCAAAUAUAGAAGUUUCACUAGCCAAACCUCCGUCCGAUAAGAAGAAAAAAGAAGAAAUAUUGAGGGCACGAGAAAGACGUAUGAUGCAAAUGAUGCAAGUUAGAGGAGGAAUGAUGCCAGGAACGAUGCCACUUCGCGGACCGCCCGGUACCAGCGGUAGUAGCGGCGGUGGCGGCGGUCCACGUUCGGGUCCCGGCAUGCGAGGAGGUCCCAUGGGCCGAGGCGACUACGAUUAUGAUUAUGACUAUUACGGUUAUGGGGAUUACCGAGGCGGCUACAGCGAUCCCUAUUACGAUGACUAUUACCGAUACGAGGACUAUACGUAUUAUGACUACCAGCAGCCCGCGUCGACUACAACGGCGCCACCUGCGACGCAGGGGCGCAGUCGCGGUGCGCAAGGCCGAACGCCAGCACAGCCGGGACUUGAUGACAAUCGGUGCAAUCCAGAACUCUUUUAUUUUGAAAGAAGUGAAAGAAGCAUAGUUCAGGCUGGCCGUGGGCGUGGGGCGGCGGCACGUGGCCGGGGAGCCGGUGGGCAACCGGCCCGUGGGGCGGCACAGGUCCGGGGGGCACGGGGCGCGGUCGCGGCCCGUGGGGCGGCGCGCCAGGCCGCUCGUGGGGUGGCCCGAGGCAAGGGGGCAAGUUUACAAGCAGGUAAACGAAAGUUCGAUGGGGGUCACCAGAAUCAAGGGGAGACUAAGCGACGCUUCCAAAGUGGCGGCGGCGGACAGGGGGCUUGGGGCGGCCAACCCCUGGCACAACAGCCCCUGAACGGCGACCAUUGGUACCAAGACUCGUACGGGGCUUGGAGUUAGGCAGCGCGAGGCGAGUGCGUGAGAGAAUGGACGGCGAGAGAGAGUGCGAGCGUGAAUGCGAGUGAAUGCCGAGCGCUGUCGGCCGAGACGGUUGAGACCAUUUUGGACGAACGCUUUCGGCACGAGGGAGUUUCAAAUUGAGCCAAUCCAUAUUGCGUUUUUGAUUUUUGGGGUUCUAAUAUGAGCUCAAUUAAAACUUGUUGUUUCCUUUUUGGAUGUUUUUACCAAAAACCUUUAUUUUUUGAAUUUUUAUGAAAAAUGCUUGUUGGAUUUUAAAUAUAAUAGAACAUUUAGAGCUUCUAAAUCAAAAAUGUCAUUACAAUAUUUGAUCUCCCUAGAAAUUUCAAAAUGCUCAAUAUUUAUACACUUUUCCAAAAAAUCUAAUUAUUAUCGGCAUAGCGUUUUUAUUAAAUAAAAACAUUGUCCACUGCAUGUUGCAUAAUCUUAGGUGUUCUAAUAAUAUUAUUGUAAAUAUUUGUGACACAAUUCCUCCACAAAUUAGUAAUGUUUCGUCCUAAAUUGGUUCAAACUGUCUCGGACUCUAGGUCACCCAAAGUUGCGGUGUCUCCAAAAAAAAAAACUGCUACUAAUAAUUAUUGUUAAAAUAAUUUCAAAUAAUGAAAAUUGCCUUAUCUGCAUUCUUUUAUAAUAAUCUUUAUAUACUUUUUGGAAAAAAAAAUUGUUAUUUUUGGGGUUCCAAAUUUGUUAAAUUAAUAAUAAUACGACCUGUUUAGUUGUCUAAUAUUAAAUUGUAUGAGUUGAUUUAUGUUUUCUUUUUUUCGCCAUUCUUUAUAUAAUGAUAAUAAUAAUUGCGUUAUUUAUAUCGUUCCAAGAUUGACUUGGGACUUGUUUUUAUUGUUUAAAAUACUAAAUAAUGCCCUCUGUUCGCGCCUCAUCUUAUACAGGGCGUCCUAUUUGUUUGGAUAGCUUCAAAAGCGCUGUUUUAAGUGAAACCUUGUAUAUAAACUUUUAGCGAGGUUCGAGUUAAACGCUGCUGAUUGAUGUAACGUGCCAAAUUAGGUUUAGGUCUGAAAAGAGUAUUUAUUUUUUUAAUUUUUUAAAAUUUUAUUGGAAAUUUACAGGAUGGCAGAAAAGGUUGCAACAAGGUAUCGUAAGCUAUAAAAAAAUAAUAAUUAUAGUUUUCCCACAUUUCUGACACUUUUUACAAAUCUAUAGAAGUUGCAAUCUGUUUUGCCAAAUUGUCGUAUCGCUUGCAUCAAUUAGCAGUGUACAAGGGCAUAAAAAACUUACACAAAAUAUAACUCGAUUUGCAAAUACUACAUUUUUAUAGUAGCGAGUAAUCUUUUUUUUUUUAUUAUGUAUGUAUAAUAUGAUUAUAUAUUUUAUCUUUGGUAAUGCAUUUUUUGCAUUGUGAUGAUUGUAUUUUAGCAGUAUGUAAUUUCUUACGACAUAUACUUCUGUUUCUCCCCCACCACACACGAAAUUACACCACAAUUAUUAUAUCUAGAUAAUUUUGCGCGCGCAUAUUCCCCAAAAGUCUCAGAUGUGGCCCGGAAUUUAAAAUAAUAAUAAUUAUUACAGCUGAAACUUUCAUUUGAUUGCAAUUUUAGUUCUACUUUUUUGUUUAUCUUUAUAUUAAUCGAUAUUUUUUUAACUUUUUUUUUUGGUUUUGUAUUGUCCGUAUGUUAUUUGCUUUUUAUUAUUUACUUUUCGCUUCUCCUGGCAUUUGCCCCUCCCUAUUUCAACUUAUUAUUGGUAAAAUAAUUUUUUGUUUUUAGUGUGAUGUAGCUAAUAAUAAUUUUUAUGUUCUUUGACUAUUAUCAUAGAUUUGUACGCCUACAUAGUAACACAAAAUAUUCAAUUUUUUUUUUUGCAACUACUACAAAAACAAACACACACCAUACUACUGUGGCAAAAGGCAUUGGGCGAUUUUAUUGUGCCGCCCCCCUCUGUACAUUAUGUAGUUUCUUGGUAAAUUAACUCGGAGUUUUUUUGGCUCUGCACUGCAUUGUUGUUAAUAAUAUCGAAUAACGUCUAUCAAAAAUAAUUUGACAAGAUGACUGAUGAUUUAA
Molecule: messenger RNA, 4173 nt
Organism: Ceutorhynchus assimilis (cabbage seed weevil)
Lineage: Eukaryota; Metazoa; Arthropoda; Insecta; Coleoptera; Curculionidae
Source: the annotation of a GenBank genome assembly